UGAGAAGGAAUUAGAUUUAACCCAAUUCUGGUAAUAAAAUUGCUGCUUCUGUGUCUCUCUAUCAGUUCAUAGCUUACGUAAAAUUGCACAAAAGAAACAGAUUUAUGGCAACGGUUCAGAUCAGUUUGGAUUGAGCAGUGAUUCAGGUUUAGAUACUUGGCACUGCUAAACAUCCAUUGUGUUUGGAUAAGCAAUUCAGUGAGUAAGAACAAUGGGCAGACUCUAGACGAAUAUUUGAAUUGUUACAUGCACUGCUAACCAUGUGCUGGUAGUAUUGUCUCUGCCAUGUAUAAAGAGUACCGCAUUUGUUACGGCAUCUAGUAUUUUAAGCGCCACAGAUGGAGAAGAUUGUGUUCUAUGAGGACCGGGACUUCCAGGGAAAGUCCUAUGACUGCAAAGGGGACUCUGCUGACCUGCAGGGCUUCAUCCACCGAUGCAACUCAGUCAAGGUAGAAGGUGGCUGGUGGGUUCUGUACGAGCGUAACAACUACACGGGCUACCAGUACAUCAUUGGUCCAGGGGAGUACAAUGAUUACCGCCGCUGGAUGGGCUUCAAUGACUGUGUCAGAUCCUGCAAGAUCAUCAAAACUGCCAAAGGGCCAUACAUGUUGAAGCUGUUUGACCGGCCAAACUUUGGUGGCCAAUCUUUGGAGUUGACAGACAACAUGAAGUCUCUCCAGGAGAAAUGGCUCAGAAAUGAAGUCCAGUCCUGCAAGGUCAUUGAGGGUUCCUGGGUUUUCUUUGAACAUCCCAACUUCUGUGGUCGCCAGUACCUGCUGGAGAAAGGGGGGUACCCACAUCACUCACAGUGGGGAGCUCCGAAAGCAACUGUGGGCUCCGUCAGAAGAAUCAUGCAGCUGUGA
Molecule: messenger RNA, 863 nt
Organism: Micropterus dolomieu (smallmouth bass)
Lineage: Eukaryota; Metazoa; Chordata; Actinopteri; Centrarchiformes; Centrarchidae
Product: gamma-crystallin S-1-like
Exons: 3
Coding region: 339-863 (174 amino acids)
Biological process (GO): visual perception; lens development in camera-type eye
Molecular function (GO): structural constituent of eye lens
Source: RefSeq, a predicted model, not a curated record